UCCACCUGAUACUGCAUCUUAAAGUUAUCAGCUCAGAGUUAUACAGACAGGUUCACUGCAGUUACUAUUAUAUGCAACAGUUUAUAAGUUGAAGAAUCGGAUUAGAUGAAACUAAAGGGUUAAAAUACUUCAACUGAAAUACUCAGAAGUUCAAAUGUUCGUCAGAAGAGCACUGAUAUCCGGUGAAAUUAAGUCAGCAGUUGGAAGCAGAUCAGUUGCAGCUCAGCCAGCAGAUUGCUGACUUGUCCAGGGUGCACCUUACCCCUCGACCUGUGCAAGCUGAGAUAGACUCUAGCUUUCACCGCUGCGAUGCUAAAUUGGUGAAGUAGAAGAAAAUGGAUGAAUGGAUGACAAGAAUAAGAAAGCAGUCAGUCAAUACCUAAAGCAACUACAGUCCUUCAAAUCUUCCAGUCACAGUCACGAGUCACCAUCCCAGCAGCCUCUAAGAAAGAAAACUGUCGACUUAAUGGAGAGAAAUAAGAAAACCCUUUCCCUGUUUAUUCUGCUGCCUGUGCUGCUGCUCUGCAGAAGUGAUGAGUGUCCCAGCCUGCCACAGAAUCUCACUUGCUACACUGACUUCAAUAAAAUCAUCACAUGUUUGUGGAACAGCAGAAACGUGUCUGAUGACACUGCAUGCACGAUAGAUGCUCAAUAUAAAUCUCGACGCCUUUCUUACAGCGCUUCCUGUGUCCUAAAGUCUGUUGACGUCUCCAGACCAGCCCUGAAGAAGUGCUCCCUGAUCUUUGAAAGAACAUACACUUUUCUGUCUUUCCAUGAGUUGUCCCUCAAUCUGAACUGCAACCAAAUGAAGAGUGUAAUUACUUCCUUCAAGCCAUCCUGUCAUAUAAAGGUGAAUCCUCCUGCAGAGCCAAAAGUUUACUUCACCUCUGUUUCCUGGUUGUCCCAAGUCCACAACCAUGAAAGGAUCAGUUCAUACAGAAGUGAACUGCAGUGGAAGAAGCAGGAUCAGUCAUGGAGUGAUCCUGCUGUGCGCAAAAAACGUGGCAUUCAGUGCAAUGAAGAGGAGGAGUGCAAGAUACAGCCGGGGUGCAAGGCAGAGCUGGAGCAAGAUUUGCUGAUACAAGGCGAGAGGUACGAGGCACGAGUUCGUGUGCGGUCUAUUUUUCAGAACCGCGAGGGAGCCUGGAGUGACUGGAGCCCCACUGCAUCAUGGGAGUCACAAAUAGGGAAAAUAAAACCAACAUCAGGUAUUACGUUUGUUGUGCCUGUAACGAUAGUCGGUGUGGUGGUGUUGCUGGCAGGCCUGCUCUUAAGCACUCACAAAACCACCCGGGUUUACAUAGUAAAGAAAAUCAAAGGUCGACCCAUACCAGACCCAGGAAAAUCCUUCCUGCGAGAAAUCCAGAGUGGGUUCACCAGUGAAUACUUUCACUCCUUCUUGAAACCAGUGGAAAUGAUCACUGUAGAAUUAACCUCGCCUGUGGAUGCUGUUGUGGCCUACAAGCCAGAUGAAAAGAUGGUGUUGAACAAAGGCAGCUAUGACUCCACCAGCUCCAGCUUCUCUAACCCAAGUUACUCUGAGCUUUGUAGCCCUCCUCCUAUUUCCUCACUCACUGCUGGGAAUCUGAAGCCCUGUGCGGCUGACACGCCUUAUGGCCCUGUUGGUGCUCAGGGUGAAGGAAAAAGCACAGAACAGAAAAGCGAUGAAGCGAGAGAGAAAGAAAAGGAGACGUUAAUGUUGCUGCUCAAAGGCAGCAGUAACAGUGAGCCAGUGCAGGUGAUUUCAGACUAUGAGAAAACUGAGAGGCUCGACAAUGAUCGAUUUACGCUCCAGAGUCUAGAUUCAGGCAUGUGCAGUUGUGAAGAGGUCAGUGAAGAGAGCAUGGAGGCAGAUAGCAUCAAUAUGACUGAUAGCCAUGAUGAGGAACCUGAGGGUGAGGAAGAAAAGGAGGGAGGGAAUGAACAAAAGGCAGAUUUUCAGAGGCUGUUUGGAAGCAGUGGAGGUGUGUUUGGCAAGUUUAUUCAGGUUUGUUCUGAUUAUGAGCAAGUGGAGAAACAGCAGGCUGACAGCCCGGAGCUUCCCAGCUUGGAUUCAGGUGUUAGCAGUAGUGGAGAGGAGACAGGUCACAUGACACCAGUGUUGCCAACUUAGCGACUUUGUCGCUAUAUUUAGCGAGUUUUCAGACCCCCUAGCGACUUUUUUUCUUUAAAAAGUCGCUAAAAAAAGACGUGAAAGCGCGUAUCGCUUUUACU
This is a messenger RNA of Oreochromis aureus, 2214 nucleotides long. RefSeq lists its product as uncharacterized. Lineage: Eukaryota; Metazoa; Chordata; Actinopteri; Cichliformes; Cichlidae. Gene Ontology annotation, biological process: immunoglobulin mediated immune response; cytokine-mediated signaling pathway. Bases 344 to 2113 code for a protein of 589 amino acids. Gene Ontology annotation, molecular function: cytokine receptor activity. The transcript has 12 exons. Gene Ontology annotation, cellular component: membrane; external side of plasma membrane. The record is from RefSeq and is a predicted model, not a curated record.